Striga hermonthica is the source of this 771-nucleotide messenger RNA. Lineage: Eukaryota; Viridiplantae; Streptophyta; Magnoliopsida; Lamiales; Orobanchaceae. The record is from the annotation of a GenBank genome assembly.
AUGCCUUGGGUCCCAAAACUAAAAGGAUUCAUACCAGCUGGUAAAUAUCCAAGGAACAAUGAUCUCAUAUGGGUCAAGGACCUCAUUGACGAUACAUGCUGGAGAUGGAACAGAGCACUGAUAGAGGAAAGCUUUGAAGUAGAAGAAGCAACCGCAAUAUUGGCAAUUUCCGGCUUGAACCCACACGAGAAAGACAAGUUAACCUGGGCUUGGAAUAAUGCUGGGAAACAUACUGUUGCAUCUACUUACUCAGCUCUGAUUGAAAGAAAGUGGAGGAUAAUGGAUGUAGCAGGGUCAAGUGUGCAUCAGGUAGAGCAAAAAAGAAUCAGAAGAAGAACCUGGAACCUGAAGCUACAAGGGAAAGUGAAACAUUUUAUAUGGAAAGGGACUCAAAACAUUCUUCCUGUAUUGGUGAAUCUUAAAGGAAGAGUGCUGAACUUGGACCAGAUAUGUAAGUUUUGCGGAGAGGAAGAGGAAUCCCAGGAACACAUGUUCUUCCACUGUCCAAGAGCCGUUAGAAUAUGGAAGAUGUCACCAGUAUCCUGGGAUGGCCUUAAAGCCCACACUCAUACCUUCAGAACAUGGUGGAGUGCCCUGUGCACGAUCCCAAGCAAACCAGGGCUGGAUGACAGAAUCCAUUUCUCGUGCUACCUUUUAUGGUGGAUCUGGAAAACCCGGAAUCUUUGGGUUUUCAAGCAAGCAUUAAGAUCGGAAAGAGAUACAGUGAAGCUGGCCCUAGAGAAUUGGCAGUUAUUCUCUGCAAACUUGUAG